Phanerochaete carnosa HHB-10118-sp is the source of this 300-nucleotide messenger RNA. RefSeq lists its product as uncharacterized. The record is from RefSeq and is a predicted model, not a curated record. The transcript has a single exon. NCBI's taxonomy places the organism in Eukaryota, Fungi, Basidiomycota, Agaricomycetes, Polyporales, Phanerochaetaceae. The coding region runs from base 1 to 300 and encodes 99 amino acids.
AUGUCUCCACAAAGGAAGAUCUCUGUUUCCAGGCUUGCUAAGCUUGUCGGACUCAGUCGGAAUACGCUGUACAGUCAUCUCAAGCGUUAUAAAAUUGACUACUCCUUCUCCAACCUCUCAGACCACAAUUUAGACAAGAUUGUCAGGGCUUACAGAGUGGCAAAGCCUCAGACAGGACUUCGGUACCUUAUUGGCUUCUUGCAAUCACAGGGUCUUCGAAUUCAAUGGACUCGAGUGCGCUCAUCUGUUUCCCGUGUAGACUCUGUGGAAAGAGCCCUUCGAACACACAUCGUCAUUUGA